Neltuma alba is the source of this 3738-nucleotide messenger RNA. Its product is annotated as receptor-like protein EIX2. Gene Ontology annotation, molecular function: protein binding. Lineage: Eukaryota; Viridiplantae; Streptophyta; Magnoliopsida; Fabales; Fabaceae. The record is from RefSeq and is a predicted model, not a curated record.
AUGGGAAGACACACCAUGUUAGGAUUUGUGUUGCUUUUCUUGUUGUUGUUGGGAAUUGCCCAAUUAGGUUUGUGUGGAAGAUGCAUUGAAUCAGAGAAGCAAGCUCUUCUCAAGUUCAAAGCAUCUAUUUAUGAUGAUCCAUAUAAAAACCUUUCCUCCUGGAAUCCCAAAACCAACUGUUGCCAAUGGGAUGGCAUCGCUUGUCACAAUGUUACUGGUCAUAUUCUCAAACUUGAUCUCAGUUACUAUUCCCUGCAAGCUAUUGGUGUUGAUCCAUCUUUGUUGGAGUUGCAGCAUUUGAUUUAUUUGGAUUUGAGCUUAAACAACUUCAAUGCCAUCUCGAUUCCUGCCUUUCUUGGUUCUAUGGGGAGGCUGAGAUAUCUUUCUAUCUCUGAGUCUAAUUUCACAGGGAAGAUUCCUACCAAUCUUGGUAGAAACCUCACAGCGUUGCAAUUUCUUGAUCUCAGUUGGAAUGGUCUGCUUAUCAAAGACAUGAGUUGGAUCCCUAAACUUCAGUCUUUGCAACACCUCAAUCUUAGUGAAGUCUACCUUGGAGAAGCUCACAACUUGUUCCAGGUACUUCAUAUGCUUCCUUCUUUAUCACAACUCCAAUUAAAAGGAUGUGGACUUGGCAACUUGUCUGCUCCUCUUCCCCCAUUCAAUUUCACAAAUAAUACUAGAGUUCAGGUCUUGAAUCUGGCUCAGAAUGAAAUUGAUGGUCGAAUCCUUGAUAUGUUUCAAAAUUGGACUUUUGUUGAAUACCUUGACCUUUCUCUAAACAAUUUUAGUUCAAUUCCAUCUUGGUUGGGAGAGUUAAGGAGCCUUCACUAUCUAGAUAUCUCCUUGAAUCAAGUCCCGACCACACUAGAAAAUUCUGUCUCACAAAUCUUAAAAAACAUUUGUCAUUUAAAAAGAUUAGAUUUUUAUGAGAGCAAUCUUCAAGGACAAGCAUUUGGUGACUCUGAUUUAUCUGGAUGCAUCAAACAUGAUAUAGAGGAACUGUACUUGAGUGGGAAUGGACUCAAUGGCCAUUUGCCAACUUGGAUAGGGCAUCUUGAAAAGCUAAUAGGCCUUGAUCUUUCAAAUAAUUAUUUUUAUGGCAAUAUUCCUCCCAGUUUUGGUCAACUAGUAAAUCUAGGAAGCCUUGAUCUAUCAAGUAAUUUAUUAAGUGGCUUCAUUCCUCAAAAUCUUGGCCAACUUGUAAAUCUAGGAAGUCUUUAUCUAUCAAAUAAUUCUUUAAGUGGCUUCAUUCCUCAAAAUCUUGGCCAACUUGUAAAUCUAGGAAGUCUUUAUCUAUCAAAUAAUUCUUUAAGUGGCCUCAUUCCUCAAAGUCUUGGUCAACUUUCAAAUCUAGAUCACCUUGAUCUUUCAAGUAAUUCUCUCAUGGGCAACAUUCCUCAAAGUCUUGGUCAACUUUCAAAUCUAGAUCACCUUGAUCUUUCAAGUAAUUCUCUCACGAGCAACAUUCCUCAAAGUCUUGGUCGACUUUCAAAUCUACUUGCCCUCGAUCUUUCAAAUAAUUCUCUCACGAGCAACAUUCCUCAAAGUCUUGGUCAACUUUCAAAUCUAUAUGUCCUCGAUCUUUCAAAUAAUUCUCUCACGAGCAACAUUCCUCAAAGUUUUGGUCAACUUGUAAAUCUAGAAUUUCUUGAUCUCUCAAAUAACUCUUUUACUAGCAACAUCCCUCAAAGCUUUUGUCACCUUGUAAAUCUACGAAGUAUUGAUCUUUCUCGUAACAAUUUAUCUGGUGAAAUUCCAAAUUGUUGGAGAGAUACAAGUAAAUUGACGGAAAUAAAUUUUUCAUUCAACAAAUUAUCGGGUGCCUUCCCUAUCUCAAUCGGCAAGCUUUCUUCAUUGUUCUGGUUGCAUUUGAACAAUAACUAUCUUGAAGGGAAGCUUCCAUUGAAUUUGGAAAAUUUGACAGAAUUGAGAAUUUUAGAUUUGGGUGAGAAUAACAUUUCUGGAAGUAUACCACCAUGGACUAGCAACACUUUUCCUACACUGAACAUUCUGAGGUUGCGAGAUAAUAUGUUGGAUGGUAACAUUUCUUUACAUCUAUGCCAACUCCAAUCAUUGCAGAUUUUGGACCUUGCAAAUAACAACAUAAGUGGCUCAAUACCCAAUUGCAUUGGCAAUCUUACAAGAAUGGCAGUAAAUAACACACAUAUAUGGAAUUCAACCAGAUUGGAAUUUGGCGUAGAAAGUCAAUGGCCUAAUAAACAUAUAUGGAAUUCAGCCAGAUUGGGAUUAAGUCAAUGGCCUGAUCAACAUGUAAAACAAGUUAUAAAAGGAAGAGAGUUUGACAUUACAAGAAUCUUGCAGCUUGAGAUUAACUUUGAUUUGUCAAAUAACAAUUUGGUUGGAUUAAUUCCUCUUGGGUUAUUCUCCCUUGUCAAAUUAAUAAGCUUGAACCUUUCACACAAUCAUUUGAAAGGAGAGAUUCCGGAGAUUAUUGGGGAUAUGAAAUCCCUUGAAUCCUUUGAUAUCUCUUGCAACCAAAUUUCUGGCACAAUUCCAAAGAGCAUGUCUAAGGUAACUACAUUGAGCUAUUUGAACGUGUCAUACAAUAACCUUUCAGGGCCAAUUUUGACUGAAAAUCAAUUCUUGACGUUGAAUGAUCCAUCCAUUUAUGCUGGCAACCCUUAUCUUUGCGGAAUCCCGCUACCAAAUAAGUGUCAAGUUGAUAAUGCUCAUCAAGUUCUUGAAGUUGGAGAAUGUGAAGAUGAAAAUGAUCCAGAAAAAGUGUGGUUUUAUUUUGUGGUAGCAAUUGGGUUUGCUGUUGGCUUUUGGGGUGCUAUUGGGACAUUAGUGUUGAAGAAGAGUUGGAGAUAUGCUUGUUUCCGAAGAGUGGAAGAUGUAGCAGGAGAUAUAUGUGUUUGCUUCAAUAAAAAUAGCAAAGUUAAAGAGGCUGCUCACAAACCAUGUCCAUGGCUAAUCUUUGUAGCCAUGUCUUAUGACCGUUCUGACAACACCUUUUAUUUUUCUCUUCACAUCUGCCUUCUUUUAUUCCCUAACCCUCGUGACUCUCUUUUCCUUUUAACCCGAGCUCCCAGCUUACUCCGUCUCUGCUCGGCUCGAGAAAGUCCGUCGGUGGUCGCGUCUGAGAAGCUCGUCGCUGGUGACCGUGAGCUCCGUCCGGUCAUCAUCGCGAGGUCAGCUGUUGGGGUGAGGUGUCCGUGGCUUGGUGGAUGCCGUUCGUUCAUCACAAGUCGGAGUUGCUCUUACCGUCUGCAACCGACAUCGCCGGCGUCUGCCUCUGCGUUUGAGCCGUGCGUGGAGAUCUUGGCUUCCCAGUGCAAUAUACCGUUGGAUCUACCUCUGGCAGCUUGGAUCUACUGCAGGUUGGCCGGUUAUAUGUCGCUUUUCCGGACUUUGGUUGAUUCAGUUACUUUUAUGUCGAUCAAAGGACGUAGAGAAAUGGAUAAUGACAGGGGAAAAGCGACAUGGGAUCAUUACACGACAAAAAUUCUAAUCGAUGUUUGUGCCGAGCAAAUAGUGCACAAAGAAAGACAAGGAACAUCGUUUACAAGACCUGGUUGGGCGAAAAUUGAAAAGAAUUUUCGGGAAAGGAGCGGGAAAAUGUAUGACAGAAGGCAACUGAAGAACAGAUUUGAUGUAUUGAGAAAAGAUUGGAAGUUGUGGGAAAAACUGAUGUCUGGGGAGACUGGCAUUGGUUAUGAUGCAGCCACAAAUAGGGUGUUGGCCUCUGAUGAGUGGUGGCAACAAAAAUACUGGUAA